GAUAUCCUGCCUAUAAAACAUGGAAGUUAAGAUCAACAAUUUGUUUGGUGGCAGCAGGGAACUGGGAGGAACAAGAAGAAGACUCAGGGUUGGAUCCAAAGAAGCUCAGGGUUGAUGGAAAACUACACCUACAACAGCCUCACACUCCAGCUGGAGGGGUUGAGUGUCCCGAAGGAGUCCGUCUACCCUGUCUUUGUCUUCUUCUUUUUCUCCUACCUCCUUAUCUUGAUUGUAAACUUAGGCAUUGUUUUCCUGGUUUUCAUUGAUACAAACCUCCACCAGCCUAUGUACCUUCUUUUCUGCAACCUGCCCUUCAAUGACAUCCUUGGAAACACCAUUAUGACGCCUCGUGUGCUGGUGGAUUUGCUGCGGCCUCCCUCUGAACGCAUCAUCAGCUACUAUGAAUGUAUUGUGCAAGCUUUCACAACACACAUGUUUGGCACCACGAGUCACACCGUGCUCAUGAUCAUGGCCUUUGAUAGAUAUGUGGCCAUCUGUAACCCCAUGCAUUACGCCUCUAUAAUGACUAACAGGAUGGUGAUUAAGCUGACGGUGUAUGCUUGGGGGUCUGCCUUUGUUUUAGUGGCUAUUUUGCUGGGUCUGACCAUACGGCUGAACCGAUGCAGGACUAUGAUCAUGAAUCCUUACUGUGAUAACGCCUCCUUGUUCAAGCUUUCCUGUGACAGUGUUGUCAUUAAUAACGUGUACGGCCUCACGUUCACCGUCGUCCUGCUCACCUCCUCUAUAGGGAGCAUCGUUCUCACCUACACAAAGAUCACAGUCGUCUGUCUGACGAGUAAGAGCAAGUCCCUGAACAGUAAAGCCCUGAAGACCUGCAGCACUCACCUGGUUGUGUACUUGGUCAUGCUUUUCAGUGGAAUAAUAUACAUUGUUCUGCACCGCUUCCCUCAGUACUCUUUCUACAGAAAACUGUCCAGCAUUUUGUUUCACAUCAUCCCAGGCAGCCUCAACCCCAUCAUCUACGGUGUGCAAUCCAAAGAGAUCCGCAAAUUUUUGUUGAAGUUGUUUGUGUCUAAAAAAGUUUUGCCUACGUUAUGA
This is a messenger RNA of Notolabrus celidotus (New Zealand spotty), 1059 nucleotides long. Its product is annotated as olfactory receptor 146-like. The transcript is spliced from 2 exons. Gene Ontology annotation, molecular function: olfactory receptor activity. Lineage: Eukaryota; Metazoa; Chordata; Actinopteri; Labriformes; Labridae. The record is from RefSeq and is a predicted model, not a curated record. Gene Ontology annotation, biological process: G protein-coupled receptor signaling pathway. Bases 115 to 1059 code for a protein of 314 amino acids. Gene Ontology annotation, cellular component: membrane.